UCAUCUGUUUACCGGAAUCGGCUUUGUGAUUCAUAUAUUUUUGGGAAGAAAAGUGCUUGGAAAGGAGCGAAACCAUGGCCAAAAACACGUCCAGCAAUGCGUUCCGCAAGAUCGAUGUGGACCAGUACAACGAGGACAACUUCCGGGAGGAUGACGGCGUGGAGAGCGCGUCGGCGGGGCCGGAUGAGACCGAGAUUACGACUCUGCUGACGCAGGGAAAAUCCGUGGAGGCGCUCCUCAGUGCCCUGCAGAAUGCUCCACUGCGCUGCAAGAACCAGAACGUGAAGGACCACGCCCUGAACAUCACGCUGCGAGUGCUGCUGUCCAUCAAGUCGACGCAAAUGGACCAGGCCAUCGAUUCCGUCGACCAGAACGACCUGAUCGACGUGCUGAUGAAGUACAUAUACCGGGGCUUCGAGAUCCCCUCGGAGGGCUCCAGUGGCCACCUGCUGCAGUGGCACGAGAAGGCCUUCGCCAAGGGCGGCGUGGGCUGCAUUGUCCGGGUUUUGUCCGACACAAAUCGCGCCUAGAGGAGAUCACCAUAGCCA
Molecule: messenger RNA, 548 nt
Organism: Drosophila takahashii
Lineage: Eukaryota; Metazoa; Arthropoda; Insecta; Diptera; Drosophilidae
Gene: Arpc5
Product: Actin-related protein 2/3 complex, subunit 5
Biological process (GO): cell migration; Arp2/3 complex-mediated actin nucleation; regulation of actin filament polymerization
Cellular component (GO): Arp2/3 protein complex; actin cytoskeleton; cytoplasm
Molecular function (GO): actin filament binding
Source: RefSeq, a predicted model, not a curated record